Messenger RNA from Leishmania braziliensis MHOM/BR/75/M2904, 855 nucleotides. RefSeq lists its product as hypothetical. The transcript has a single exon. The record is from RefSeq and is a predicted model, not a curated record. The coding region runs from base 1 to 855 and encodes 284 amino acids. Lineage: Eukaryota; Euglenozoa; Kinetoplastea; Trypanosomatida; Trypanosomatidae.
AUGCCAAAAGGACGGGACAACGCUAUCCUAAUAAAACAUCAUAACUGGCCAGGGAAGCCCUUUCCUGCACCGGCGAUGCCAGUGUCGAAAUUUAACCGACACAUGUUUAAUACAGCCACCACACCACCAGACAAACUCGUCGGCCUGCUAGAGGAGCACCUCGCUGCCGCGGCAGCGGCUGCAGCAGAGAGUGAGGAGCGUGUAGCACUGCAUCAGCGGCAGCUGUUUCACCCCCUUCCGCCUUUAUCGCCAGAGCAACUACCAGACAUGGCAGACCCCAAGUACUUCAUACGCGUGCGGCAGGCGGCUGCGACCUUGUGGGCAAGCAACGCGGCCCCCCUAGUCGCACAGAGGUCCCAUAAUAUCUCGGCUGGAGCUUCGUUGGCUGGGCUUGAGGUGGAAAAGCAAGCAAAGCGUAGCGAGAGGCACCACCAUGCGCAACAAGUCGCGGGAGACUCUGCAACGCAGCCGGCAUCGGACAGCGCCACAUUACUCACCAGAAACGAGAAGAGCGCAGCAGACAGAGCACAAGAAGAGGGAUUCCCCUCCCUCCCUCAAACAACCCGACAAACCGCUGCGCUAUGCAUUUGCCUGCUGGCGGCUUCUGCUUUCCUCUUCUGCACUCUCUUUUGUUUUUCGUGUCUCAUUGUUUGGAUCUGCAAUCGAUUUGUGUGCCCCUCUUUACGCGUGCGCGUCUGCGUAUGGGGGGAGGGGCCCUCUGUGGCCCCUUUCCUUUCCACGUUAUUUUUUUUUUUCUGCGUUCGUUUGUUUGUUUGCUUACUUUCUCAGCAUAGUUGGCGGACGCACCACAGCAGUGGUGCUGCCAGUGAGGUAUUACGUGAUUGCGAUAAGUGA